Molecule: messenger RNA, 2155 nt
Organism: Ylistrum balloti
Lineage: Eukaryota; Metazoa; Mollusca; Bivalvia; Pectinida; Pectinidae
Exons: 2
Coding region: 1-1989 (662 amino acids)
Source: RefSeq, a predicted model, not a curated record
AUGUUGAUCUACUCUGAUAGUUGUGUGAUACACAAUGUCACCUAUGCAGAACAAAUGUGUACUAUUGCCAUAGGAAAACUGAGGAAGGUUGCACUGGCUUACUUACAGGAUGUAUUACAGAACAUCUAUAAUGUUAGGGUGAAAAUUGAUAGUCAGACCAAGCCAUUUCGUUCUGAGAGGGAACUUCCGGUGAGAACGGCUGUUGACUUCAGUAACGUUAAAAACCAUGUAUGCGAGAGACUAAAAUACAUCUUCCCAGGUCAGGAGAAGUGUGAAGGUCCAUUCUGGGAGAUAUGCGAGAGUAUGAUCGAGACAAAGAACGUCAAGUCUAUCAUAGCACAAGUGGAGAAGGCCGGGAAGGAGGCAACCAAGGUGAUUCAAUCCUGGGGGGUAGAAAACGAGCUGUACGUCGGCAUGAUUCCGACCCCUCAGGAGGUGUCCCUGUUCGAGGCGACAAUUGACGAGGCCAUGAAUAAAGUAUACCUUCACUGGGACAAGGAUACUCUGUCAAAUGACUUUAUGGCUUCUGUAACCAAGAUGGCACAGCUUCUCCGUGACCAGAGGCGACAACCAACCCCAGUGGAAUAUUUCGCCUUCCAGUUGGCUUACUAUAGCCUGUCGCACGGAUCCCAGGGGCACCACCACAACGCACGUGGAUUGGGAACUUCAGGGUUCCGACCCACCACACAGACGUACAUGUCCCUCACUGACCCCGGAGAGGGCCAUGUGCUAGGUACUACACGUUUUAACGAGUGGAUGGAAGGUGCCAUCGUCCACGUGGAACAUUUAGAACGUCCUCGAAAUUUGCCAAGAGAGAACAUUGAAUCAUAUAGGAUUCCGUCCAUGCUUGACUUCUCCAAAGUCAGAUUGCAUGUUGGUACUAGUGCCCCGACUACAUACUUUGUUGGGCGACGGGUAAAAGAUUCUGGAAAUUUUGAUGAGGAUUUCUUGAAGCUGGUCAAUAUCACUGCAGCCUCUGCCACAGCGGCAUUUUUCCAGGGAGCGGCAGAAUGCAAGGUGUCCAUGGAAGGACUGAGCACUUCACAGGCUGUACGCUACAUGCAAUCACUCCGCGGACAGGUUCAAAGGAACCGGAAACAAUUUUUGUCAGCAGCAUGGAAUCUUAACCAGAUAAUCACAGAUGACUAUGAAGAGACAUCUCCCAUUACUUUGAAUGAGAGGAUGGCUAUUGCUACCAGAGCCAUCGAAAUUACUUCUAUUGGUGGAUUUGAUAAGGUCACGUGGGACGGGGCUAGCGAUACCUACCCUUCUAAGUGCAUCAUGUACCAGUUGAAAUUUGAAGAAGCUCUCACAAUCGUUCAUGAGGCUCAUAUCAGAGGACUUGUCACCUAUUUUUCCGCUGGUUUUAAAUUCAACGAAAUCAAACAUGCCGUUUAUGCCGGAGUAGAUGGAAUCGGUAUCGGUGGCGCACAAGUGCUCAGAUUCAUGGACGGACAGACAGGUAUGCACGGCCCUUACACAGAGGAAAACAUCCCCAGGAUUCUGGAAAGUCGCAACGAUGCCGCCAACUCCAUACGUGGAAGAGGGGUCAAGCUCCUUGCCCGACUAGACACAAUGUAUUUUGAAGGCUCAAUCACCAAAGAGUAUGAUGACCUCCGGGAACAGCUGUUCUCGGCUCUCAAAUCCAUCGACGAGACUCGCAUCACAGAACUUCUGAAGCAGCUUUCAGAAGUAGAAAACAUGCCAGCCGAAGGCAAUUCGCCAUUGAUUGGAAGGGCUAGACGUCUUGUGAACAGUAAUGACCCAUUUUUGAAGCUGCACUCAGAGUCUGAGGAGCAAUGGGCAUCACUGAAAAAACUCCUGACCAGCCUCAUCAUCGCCAAAGACGAAGACUCCGUGGCAGAGGAAUACGAUAGUGAUUCAUGGCUCGUCAUGCGCAAACGCUACCGGAAGAAGCAAUGGGAAGACAAUCGUUGUAUCACCCGACAGACCUCGUUCGACGUCACGUGUAAAUCCUUUCAGAAUUAAAGCAGUAUCGGUGAGAUACUAUUACUCUGACAUUAAUACAUACAUUGUUGUAUGGUAUUCUUAACCUGAUCUCGCAAUGCCUUGCUUACAAUAUUUUUUGUGGUAAAGUCGACAGUGAUCCCCCGUAAAAUGUGCGCUAUAGGGAACCAAGGUGGCAUCAUUAUCA